GAAAGUGAAAGAAAAGCUUCUUUAAAAAGAAAACCUUCACAUCGGUUUCUGAGUAAGAGACAUUCAAGUGGAUUUAAUAGAACUAUAAAGGAUAUCGUUUCAGUACCCUUUUUUUCUUUUUAUUUCCGUUUUUGAAACAGCCUUGUUGUUAUUAGGACAAUAUUUCCUAACAUCAUGGAAAAUGCUGACGAGAUGAACCAUUGGCAGGAGACUGCAGUCAAUGGGAAACAUUAUGAGUGGCAGCUGUCAAAUGGACAUCUAUGGCUGCCAAUCGACAAUGACCAUGUGAUCGAGACCCACUACUGCCAACCUGGAGCUAAAGGAAUCACCAUCAACUUCAAACAUAUGAAGGUGGUCAUAGACUUUGAUAAACUGCUGACUCAGAAUGUAGAUCUGAAGGUGCAGAGACUGAGUUUCCUCCCUCAGGGCCAGACGGAGGACGUAGGCUGGUACUUCAGAGAUGACCAGCUGUGGAGUGAAUUUGGAUCCCAGAUCUCCAACAUGCAGUCCUCGUCCAUCAGCAGUGGAGAUGUGGAGCGUCAGUUCACUCUUAACCCUCGAGGGUCUUUCAACUUCACAGUGGGCUCCUCAAGCUACUCACUCGACUUCUCAACCAUGACACAAACAAACUGCGUCACAGGCCUGCGCAGAAAUCUACGAAGGCGUCCAAAAUUCACUUUCAACGCAGAGAGCCGUUCCUCCACUUCAGCUUCCUCCUCCCAGCUCACAGAUGGAGGCUACAGGUGGGAGUUCAUGGGAGAAGAGGGUAUAUGGACUGAGUACAAUGCACAUGUAUGUUCAUUUGAUAGCACUGCCCUUGAGAGACAAUACCAGCUGAAUCCUCAGGGCCAACUUCCCUUCAAGAUCAGAAGAUUUUCCUACACGCUCAACUUCUCUAGCAUGAGUCAAGUCAAUGACACGAUCGGGACCAGGAGAGCAGUGAGGAGGACUGCUGACUCUGGGAGUCAACAGGACAGCAGUUUGGGCACUUCACCACGAUGGCAGUUUCAGGAUAUCGGUGGAAUAUGGAAAGAAUAUUCAAAUUCCAAAAGCAGCAUUUCCAGUCAGGACAUUGAGCGGCAGUACCAACAGACCCCGUCAGGCUCCAUGAAGUUUACCGCCAACAGGUUUAGCUAUGAGCUAAACUUCUCAGCCAUGACUCAGAAGAACAUGUCCACAACCACCACCCGAUCAGUGAGGAGGCUCACCCAGUGAUUGUGUGACGUCAACAGAUGUAGAAGUCGUCUUAAUGUUGAUCCUCACACUGACCUCACUUCAUGCCUCAGGUUGUCUCUCAAUAGAAUUAUUCUGCACUGAUUUUCAAACUGUCUUUCAUUUUGCUUAUUGAAUGACACAAUAGGAUUACUUUAAACAUGAAGUUGUCAGGGAUUGUUCAUAUUGACUAAUUUAAAGGGGACCUAUCAUGCAAAAUGCACUUUCUCACGUCUUUUAUACAUGAAUCUGUGUCCCCGGUGUGU
Messenger RNA from Notothenia coriiceps (black rockcod), 1478 nucleotides. RefSeq lists its product as uncharacterized. The record is from RefSeq and is a predicted model, not a curated record. Gene Ontology annotation, molecular function: zinc ion binding; NAD+ poly-ADP-ribosyltransferase activity. The transcript is spliced from 11 exons. Lineage: Eukaryota; Metazoa; Chordata; Actinopteri; Perciformes; Nototheniidae. Bases 175 to 1215 code for a protein of 346 amino acids. Gene Ontology annotation, cellular component: nucleus.